This is a messenger RNA of Eptesicus fuscus (big brown bat), 1956 nucleotides long. It is a transcript of the gene NEK7, whose product is annotated as NIMA related kinase 7. Gene Ontology annotation, biological process: protein phosphorylation. The record is from RefSeq and is a predicted model, not a curated record. Lineage: Eukaryota; Metazoa; Chordata; Mammalia; Chiroptera; Vespertilionidae. Gene Ontology annotation, molecular function: protein kinase activity; ATP binding. The transcript has 9 exons. The coding region runs from base 324 to 1376 and encodes 350 amino acids.
UGUUUACACUCCUGACAGCGGCGAUCGCGGGAGGAGGAGCGGGAGCCGCGGGAGGAUGGGCCGCCGCUAGGCUCGCUCUCGGGACGCGCGGGGCCGUGCGAGGCGGGGUGGCCGCGCCUGCAGCGUCCGGGGUGGCGGGGGCGGCGCGGCGCGAGGUGGCGUUCGGCUCCGGGCCCCGCAGUCACAGCCCCCGGCCCAGCGGGCCUUCCCGCGGCGCCGCCUGGCCGGGCCGCCCGCCCGCGCGCCCGCCCCGGGCCCCUCGCGGGCAGGAGGACGGACGCCUCCCAACUUCCUGAGCCCUGACGGUCCUCUUCCUGCGGACGAUGGAGGAGCAGUCCCAAGGCCCGCAGGGGCCCCCUGCCCCCCAGUUCCAGCCUCAGAAGGCCUUGCGGCCGGAUAUGGGCUACAACACUCUGGCCAACUUCCGGAUCGAGAAGAAGAUCGGCCGCGGGCAGUUCAGCGAGGUGUACCGGGCGGCCUGCCUGCUGGACGGCGUCCCGGUGGCUCUGAAGAAGGUGCAGAUAUUUGACUUAAUGGACGCCAAAGCCCGUGCUGACUGCAUCAAAGAAAUAGACCUGCUCAAGCAACUCAACCAUCCAAACGUGAUUAAAUAUUACGCGUCCUUCAUUGAAGAUAACGAGCUCAACAUCGUUUUGGAAUUAGCCGAUGCUGGCGACCUAUCCAGGAUGAUAAAGCACUUUAAGAAGCAGAAGAGGCUGAUCCCGGAGCGGACCGUGUGGAAGUACUUCGUGCAGCUGUGCAGCGCCCUGGAGCACAUGCAUUCCCGCCGCGUCAUGCACCGAGACAUCAAACCGGCCAACGUGUUCAUCACGGCCACGGGCGUGGUCAAGCUCGGGGACCUGGGCCUCGGCCGCUUCUUCAGCUCCAAGACCACCGCGGCGCACUCUUUAGAUGGCCGCCCUGCAGAGCCCCUUCUACGGCGACAAGAUGAACCUGUACUCGCUGUGCAAGAAGAUCGAGCAGUGCGACUACCCGCCACUGCCUUCCGACCACUACUCGGAGGAGCUCCGGCAGCUGGUGAACAUGUGCAUCAACCCCGACCCCGAGAAGCGGCCGGACAUCACCUACGUGUACGACGUGGCCAAGAGGAUGCACGCGUGCACCGCGAGCAGCUGAGCGCCGGGCGUGGACAGCCCCGCGCUCCAGAGUGUUUCCUGCGGCUCGGACCUCCCGGCGUCCUCUCGUCUGGGGGGCGAAGUGACUCCUUCAGAGCUCCUGCGCUUGGCCCCCUUCCCCAGUUUUCAGAUAAGCUUCAUUUGUCCCCACGUCAGCGCCUUCUCGCCAAACCCGGUGACCGUGGGAUAAUCAGACUGCAUGUUGGGAGAGGAGACGGGACAGCUGGUUCUCGUGGCUGAAGACCGGGGCCUCACGGAGCGGUCUCCCCGGAGGAGCGGUGUUGGGGUCGGCGCUCAGUGCCAAACACUGCGGCGCCCCGGGCCCUCGCGGGGGAGACGCCGCCUGCGCGGGCGUCCGGGGCCGCGAGCCUCUCGGCCGCGGACAUCGACGUGAACACGGUGGUGAACUCGGGGUCGUUUUCUCUCUGAAAGUUGGACUGUGUGUUUCCGUCCUCAGCGCUGUGGCUUUUGCAGUCCGAUGGGUAAGAGAAGUGUGGACGUCGGCCGUGGGAGGAACAUUUAACACGCUUCGCGUACACGUUCCAAAGGCAACUCUGGCUGUGAAAACGUUUGGGGACAAAACGCGAGUCAGACCCCGAGAGUCUCCGCCCCGUUUGGUGUGGUUUCCCGCCUUUGGCGUCCUCGCCGCAUUAAACGGUGGCCGUGAGCCCGCUGACUGGUUAAGGAGUGGCGUGGCUGGUGUGGCUGGCGUGGCUGGCGUGGCUGGCGUGGCGGUAACCUCGGAGGGGGCGUGUACCGAGGGUUCUCUGUGUUUGUUCUUGUUUGUACAUUUGGAAAAUAUCCUUUAAAUACUCUCGCA